AUGGGCUCCGACCUGCAGCUGCUGUUCAUCGCUUCGACCGAAUCCCAGAACUCCAAGCUGCUGGACUUUUAUCGCUCCAGAGACAUCGACACCAACAGCCGCGGAGAGCUCUGCGUGGACAAGUUUAUCGAUGUCUUAGGACGCAAACAGGUGGAAAGCUGCGGCUGCAAGGGCUUCCUGGAGAUGAACGUGCUGAGCUCAGCGCUAUUGCAAAAGGUUUUAGUGCACGAAUGGCAUGCGGAUCAAGAGUGGCUGGACGCAUCGUUAGCCACGAAACGGACUCAGACUUUCCUGGAGUGGAAAGACGCAGCCAAAGCUGCGAGGAAAGAGAGGCGGAAGAAAGAGGGGCAGGAGAAGCAGCAAGAACGAGAAGUGAAGAGGAUGGAGAAGAGAGAGAAGGAAGAAGCACAAAAGGCUCUUGAGGAGGCUACUGAGAAGUCACUUGAGGAGGCUGCUGAGAAGGAGGAGAGUGAGCAGCAGGCUGGAGAGGCCACGGAGCCGGCGAAGCAGCAGGGAAAGAAACGAAAACUUGAGCAGCAGCAACAACCGGGGCCGAAGAAGAGUAGAAACAAGAAGCAGCUCAGCAAACCGAUUAUAGAAUCCUAG
Molecule: messenger RNA, 606 nt
Organism: Phytophthora infestans T30-4
Lineage: Eukaryota; Oomycota; Peronosporomycetes; Peronosporales; Peronosporaceae
Exons: 2
Coding region: 1-606 (201 amino acids)
Source: RefSeq, a predicted model, not a curated record